Scaptodrosophila lebanonensis is the source of this 6080-nucleotide messenger RNA. It is a transcript of the gene tutl, whose product is annotated as protein turtle. Lineage: Eukaryota; Metazoa; Arthropoda; Insecta; Diptera; Drosophilidae. Gene Ontology annotation, molecular function: cell-cell adhesion mediator activity. Gene Ontology annotation, biological process: axon guidance; homophilic cell-cell adhesion; dendrite self-avoidance. The record is from RefSeq and is a predicted model, not a curated record. Gene Ontology annotation, cellular component: plasma membrane; axon.
UGCCUGUGUUUAUAUUCAAAACGGCAUGUUGGCCAGUGUACACGCGUGUGACAAAUAAAUACAUUGAUUAAAUGAUUAUUCUGUAAAAUAAAUCAACGGAACGUUUUAUCAGUUUUGUUAAAAAGUUAAAAUUGAUCUGCAACAAUUGCGCAUUCAAGAAACAAUAAUACUAUUUCCGCAUUCCCGAUGAUGCAGAAAGUAAAAAAGAUACGUUAAGCGGAAUUGACUAUGGGACCACAGGCAUGGGCGUGUGCGCAGACCCUGGGUCUUUUCAAUGGUGUCAGGCAUUAAGCCGGUCGCAUUCGUCGUACGCCACAAACCAAAAGCAGCAACGACAGGAACAAAUCGCGAGAAGUACUGCAACAGCAAGAAUAACCACGAUUCAAGUCAAUAAUUUGACAACGGCUCCUACAAAAACGGCGGCCUUCACAUUUAAAACUACAAGAAGAAGAAAUAAGGUCGUCCAAUUGAAUGCACCUUCUGGGAUAAGCAAGGCUAUCUAUAACGCCAGCUACAGAUUCAUCCUGGUGCUCAAAUUUUUGUUCAUAUGGCUAAUUGCAGUUUUGAUUAAAAAUGCGGAAGCGCAUAACAUUCCAGAGGAUGCUGUGCAUAUCACCGCUAUAUUGGGUGAAGGCGUUAUCUUCAAUUGUCACGUCGAGUUUCCCAAUGAUCAUCCAGUGCCAUAUGUCCUCCAGUGGGACAAGAAGGUGAGCGAAACGGGCUCUGAUCUACCAAUAUACAUCUGGUAUGAAAGCUAUCCAGAGCACAUCGAGGAGGGCUAUAAAGGGCGUGUAUCACGGGUAUCACAGGACUCACCAUUUGGUUCCGCGUCACUUAACUUGACUAACAUCAGGGAGUCGGAUCAGGGUUGGUAUGAAUGCAAAGUAGUAUUUCUCAACCGCGAUCCCAAACAACAUAAGAACGGUACGUGGUUCCACUUAGAUGUACAUGCGCCGCCACGUUUUAGUGUAACGCCAGAGGAUAUAAUAUAUGUUAAUUUAGGUGACUCAAUUAUUUUAAACUGUCAAGCUGACGGCACGCCAACGCCAGAAAUUCUUUGGUAUAAGGAUGCGAAUCCGGUUGAUCCCUCUCCUACUGUAGGCAUCUUCAAUGAUGGCACCGAGCUACGGAUCUCUACCAUACGUCAUGAGGAUAUUGGAGAAUACACUUGCAUUGCACGCAAUGGUGAGGGACAAGUCUCUCAUACGGCCCGUGUUAUAAUUGCGGGCGGCGCUGUAAUCAUGGUGCCGCCCACGAAUCAAACCAAGCUUGAGGGUGAAAAGGUCAUAUUUUCAUGCGAGGCGAAGGCCAUGCCAGGAAAUGUGACUGUGCGCUGGUUUCGAGAAGGCUCACCGGUACGCGAGGUUGCUUCGCUUGAAACGCGCGUUACUAUUCGCAAGGAUGGCUCGCUCAUUAUAAACCCUGUCAGUGCUGACGACUCAGGCCAAUAUCUAUGCGAAGUGACCAAUGGUAUAGGAGAUCCACAGAGCGCAUCCGCAUAUCUUAGCGUUGAAUAUCCUGCCAAAGUGACCUUUACACCAACUGUGCAGUAUUUGCCCUUUCGUCUGGCUGGAGUCGUGCAAUGCUACAUAAAAUCAAAUCCACAACUGCAAUACGUUACUUGGACGAAAGACAAGCGGCUCCUAGAACCCUAUCAAAUGAAAGAUAUUGUAGUUAUGGCCAACGGUUCACUUUUAUUUACUCGUGUUAAUGAGGACCAUCAGGGGCGCUACACGUGUACUCCAUAUAAUGCGCAGGGAACACAGGGUUCUUCGGGAACAAUGGAAGUACUGGUGCGAAAACCACCUACGUUCACUAUAGAGCCAGAUACGUUGUAUCAACGAAAGGUCGGGGACAGUGUUGAAAUGAACUGCGACGCAGUCGAGGCUGAGGGUACUGAACGACCCACUAUCAAAUGGCAGCGUCAAGAGGGCGAGCAAAUGACCGACUCGCAACGUAACCGCGUGAAAAUAUCCGGUGGGAACAUAACAAUUGAGAAUUUGAGGCGAGAAGACUUUGGAUAUUAUCAGUGCGUGGUAUCGAAUGAGGUGGCCACACUUUUAGCCGUCACACAGCUGGUUAUAGAGGGUACACAGCCACAUGCACCCUACAAUAUCACGGGUAGGGCGACGGAGUCAUCAAUAACCUUGCAGUGGCUGCCUGGCUAUAGCGGGGGUUCUGAAUACAAGCAGGAUUACACAAUUUGGUAUCGCGAAGCCGGUGUUAACGAUUGGCAGACGAUUUCAGUGACACCAUCAGGAAGCACGCAGGUUACCAUUAAUGGAUUGGCUUCAGGGACUACGUAUGAGUUUCAGGUGGUUGGCCGAAAUAUACUAGGUGAUGGCAUGAUGAGCAAAGUGAUGACAGUACGUACUUUAGAAGACGCUCCGGCAGCGCCACGUAAUGUCAAGGCUGCAACACAACCGCCCGAUCACUUCUUUCAGCUAAUGCCAGAUGAAGCUGGGCCAAAGCCUGGUCCUCCUAGGAACGUUUCUGUGACGGAGGUCUCAAAUGGAUUUCUCAUUUCGUGGCAAUCGCCUCUUGAACGUGCACACAUCGUUAAAUUCUACACAAUCAAGUAUCGCACGGACGCGCAAUGGAAAACGCUCAAUCGGGGUCAAAUACGACCGGAGGAGACACAAUAUCUCGUAAAGAAUUUGGUUGGAGGACGAACCUACUAUUUUCGUGUGUUAGCCAACUCUGAAAAAUCCUACGAGUCCAGUGAAGAAGUAAAAUUUCCAGUACCGGCACGUGUCAAGCAUAAAGCUAUAACCGCCGGCGUCGUUGGGGGCAUCCUGUUUUUUAUUGUUGCGAUCAUUUUAUCGGUUUGUGCCGUAAAAAUUUGCAAUAAACGUAAGCGACGAAAACAAGAAAAAGAGUUCAACAUGGUAGCUUGCAGAAUAACGGAUGCUCGUAAUACGUUAGUCAAUAAUCAUCAAGUGAAAAUUCAUAAUACGGGCUCAAUUUCCUCUGGUCAAGUGCCUUUAAAAAAAAAAAAUGAUAAUGAAUAUUACCGUGAUUAUGAAAGCGUUUUUAUAGUUCCAGGUCAUCCUGUCUUAAUCAAAAUCGUACAAAAAAACCCGAAUAUCAAGUCUAACUGCAAUACUGAUUGCCAUCUGCACUGGGUAUGGCCUCCUGAACGCUGCACCAACUGCCAUUCCAUUUAUAGCUCGGCCAAGCUCGAAGAGAAUGACGAAGAUGAAAAAAAUCAUGCCGUUAGUCGAAUACACCGUAGAAGUGAUGGGCGUUUUGUUUUGGUCAAUGGGGGCCUUAGCUUCCAAAAAAAAGGCUAUGACAAUACUCAGAAUAACGAUUUAGUGGAUGGCACCAUUUUGGAGCGCCGUAACAGUAACGUUUCACAGAAGUCAUCUAGUGACGAUGGAGGUUUUCUUUCACGCCGCAACUUUAUCACGGCGCGUGCUUCCUGGCGUCGCCCAUUAGUGGUCUCAUCCAGCCAGCUAAGUCUCCAAUCGGCAGCAGAUUCCGCUCGUGGAUUUCUUCAGGGAUUAGGUGGUCUUCUCAAAAUUGGAGGUUUUGAUAGCAAUGGAAAUGAGGAGUGCCAAUUAAGAAACAACCCGACGGUAUUUAAUGAAGAAACAAGCGGAGUACAUUACCAAAAUGUGGUGCAGCCUAACUACUCUCAAAACAACUAUAAAAAUAUGAAACAAACUCCAGCAAAUAGUCGCCCAUUGCAUAUUAACACUAUCAGCGGCAGCUUUGGCUCCAAUCUUUAUCCGUAUCAUCCGGGUCUGUUUUCCAGCUCACCAGCAAGCGUUUUAACUAGCCAACAGCCAUUGCACAGCGCUAUUCACUCGCCAACACAACGCUCCGGAUACCAAACCCACUUUAGUGAUCUCAGUACUGUUCACCCCAAUUCCACGGAGCGCUCGCUGCCCACAUCAUUCGCCAGUGUCGGAGGCAAUUCAAGUCGUCAUCGCUACUACUCUCAAGAUCUCCCUUCUUUACGUACCAUUCAUGAGGAGUCUUACCGACAGCAGCAGCCGCAAUUUCAUCGAUUGGACGACCACUUUGUCCCAUUGGAACUGCCUUCGCCUCCAUCAUGGCGUAGCUAUUUCCAUAAUCAGUUACCGUACAACAGUUAUCGACCGCGAACACGAUGGUAUCCUCGUCACCACUCUCGGCUAUUCGGACGACAGCAUCAAGAACUGCUUUCACCACUGCCUGAUCUAAAUUUAUCUCUCCGUGGCACAAACAAUAGCAUGGGCUUGGACGUUUCGCCAGAGUCACGCUCUAGCUCAAGUGGAUUCGGAUCAAAAAACACUUCAAAUCACCCGGGCAGCAACAAUGAGUGGCGUCUUUUACCACCGUACCGUCCACCACCCUCGCCGCCAAAGCCGUCGGCCUACUUUGGUGCCAACACGCUUGAAACUCAAGCAGCUCACACUCAGACCCUGACACCGAGUCAGUGUCAACACCAUCCGUAUUUUAGGUCCAGCCCUUCGAAGCCAGAAGGUACUCCAAUGUCGUCCUAUACAAUGGCCCAUUGGUUGGAAGUAAUCUCAAGACUAAACGCAGCCACCGAUAGCAGUCUUUCAAAAUCUAUUGAUGUGGGCAGCGUUGACGGGCACUAUGAGUUUGAUCCGGCCACCCCAACACCCAGUGUAACAACGCCAACGGCUGGACUAUUCAGGGAUGAUCUAAAUACAAGAAUUGACACCCAACACUAUUCGCAUUCACAUCACAAUCCUCCCUCAUCAAUGUAUCAGCAUCCCCAUUCAUUUGGAUUUCUGGGUGGGAGCUUGUUACAAGCGACGCCUUCGGGUUUGGCCAACUAUAGUGUUUUGGGAACACGGAAGCUGCGUUCGCUGCCGCGAUACGAUAACGUUGAGAUACGUUUGCAAGCCAUGCGAGAAGAGUUUUAUGCCUUUCGCAAACGACAGGCCAUGCAGCGGUCAGGUCUGCCAGAAAUGGAAAGCGUUUGUUGAUGUUUGAAAUGCUAGUACCUAGCCCCGAUUAUAUUACAAUAUGUAUGAAAAAACUGCGAUACAUUUGCCACUCAUAGCCAUUAUAUUUAAAAAAUGUGGAAAUGACAGAAGUAAAUACUUUGUAACGGCAUCAACGAUGACACGCAAUUAAAAAUCGCAUUAAGACACGAUAGUAUGAUACGAUAUACAUAUGUAUGUUUGUUUGAAAAGCCUACUGGUAGCUAUUUGGUAAAUUAAUACACACGGAAGUUAAGCACGGCAGAGGCGCAAUAUAAAAUGAAUAGAAAUUAGGUAGUUUUUAUCAUAAUAAAAGAAACAACAUUGUAAGCACAUUUAGAGCCUAACUUCACAAAAUAUAUAAACCUUAUAAUUAACUGAAAUUAUUACCUACUUACAUACCAUUAAAUUUAAUUUUGUAAAUACAUAAAUACAUUGAAGCAUAUUAUUAAAUACAUAAAUAGUUACACAUAAGUACGUAAGUUAUACAGCAAAACCAGGAAUGUAGAAAAAAUAUAAUAAAUCAUAUUACUAAUGCAGAGUAAAAAUGCUCGCUCAUCAUAAGUACUAUAUAAAUACCUUGCACUCAUAUUAACAAAUGGAUGAGUAGUACACAUAUUAAUGGGAUUUUAUAGCAAUGGAAAACAAAUCCUUCAAAAGGUGUUUUGUCGUGAAAAUAAUCGUGAUCUGAUUACAUAUAAAAGACAUACUUAGUUCAGUAUUGAUAACAAAAGUUCCCAACAUUUAACUGUAAGAACAGUCUAAUUCUAAAGUUGUAAUAUGAAAACAAUUGCAUUUCUUGGGUCUUAUAUAUAUACUUAUAUAUAUACACGAACAUACACACUUUACAAUUUUAUCCAAUAUAUGAGUGCAGGGGUACAUUAAUAGUUAUUAUUUAUUGAUAUUAAACAUAAAUCUCUUGAGUAUAGUACACACACAUGUCGGUAAUCACACUUCUGUGUUACAUAAGCUGCAGAAAUAGUACUGAUUGAAAUGUUAAAAAUUCACAAAGGUGACGUAAAGUAUGUUAUGUAAAAAUUAAAUAACAAUAAGAAAAAUGUGCUUACGACUAAGCAUUUGGUUCAUCAUUUUAAGAAAUAAAAUGUAAAACUAAAAACGCUAAAAAUGCACAUGAAA